Messenger RNA from Penicillium lagena, 1497 nucleotides. RefSeq names its product MFS transporter. Gene Ontology annotation, cellular component: membrane. Gene Ontology annotation, biological process: transmembrane transport. Gene Ontology annotation, molecular function: transmembrane transporter activity. The transcript is spliced from 3 exons. The coding region runs from base 1 to 1497 and encodes 498 amino acids. NCBI's taxonomy places the organism in Eukaryota, Fungi, Ascomycota, Eurotiomycetes, Eurotiales, Aspergillaceae. The record is from RefSeq and is a predicted model, not a curated record.
AUGUCGCAUUCUAUGGCCAAACUACCUGAGUCGGCCGAGGCUGAAAGCGCGUAUGAAGUGUCAUGGGAAGGCUGCGAUGAUGCCAGCAAUCCGCGCAACUGGAGCACCGCGAAGAAAUGGCGCAACGUGCUCCUGAUCAGCGUGCAGGCCACGCUCUCGCCCAUGGCCUCCGUCAUGCUGGCUGUGACCAGUAUCGCUAUCUCACGCGAAUUCCAUCUGACGGGCCCGUACACCCCCAGUCUGCCCACCGCGCUGUUUGUCCUGGGCUUCGGGCUAGGCCCGCUGUUUCUGGCACCCCUGUCCGAGCUGUACGGCCGGCGCAUUAUCUACCUCGCCUGCUUUGUCGCCUUUACGAUAUGCAACAUCCUCUGCGCGGUGGCGCCCAACAUGGCUGCUCUGGCCAUCUUUCGCCUGGCCUGUGGCAUGGCAGGAUCGGCGGGCCCCAGCAUCGGCGGCGGCACCAUUCGGGACAUGUUCACGCCGGAGACCCGUGGUCGCGCUCAGUCGGUAUACAGCUUUGGCCCGACGGGCGGGUCGGCUCUUGGGGGAAUCAUUGGCGGGUUCAUCCUGGCGGGCACCGGCAACUGGCGGUGGGUGGCGUGGGUGAUGGCCAUGGCGUCCGGCAUCACCUGCAUUGUAUCGGUCUUCUGCCUCCACGAGACAUUCCCGCCCUAUCUGUUGCGCAAGAAGGCAGCCCAGCUCCGGGCCUCGACGGGCAAUGACGCCUACCGCAGCUCACUCGACAGUCCGCUUGGCCAUCGACAGCUGCUGGCACGCACCCUGACGCGAGCAGCCCACAUGCUCGUCACCGCGCCUGCGUGCACCGCCAUGAGCCUCUAUAUGGCAUUAAUCUACGGAAUUUUGUACCUCCAUAUGGUCACCCUCCCGCUGCUGUACUCGUCUGAGCCCGCAUACGGCCUGCCCUCCUACCGCUGGCCUGCCGCCCUGACGGGGUUGUCGUAUCUGGGCGUGGGCGUCGGUUCGUUCGCCGGGGUCCUCGUCUGCGCUCUGGCGCUGAACCGCACCUACGUGAUGAUGAAGGCGCGCGAGGCCCGGAAGGGCCGACCAACCGCCAACACGGGUCCUGAGUAUCGCAUGCCGCUGAUGCAGGUGGGCGCCUGCAUUGUGCCGCUGGGCUUGUUUAUCUUCGCCUUCACCGCGCGGGUCGACGUGCACUGGAUCGUGCCGCUGGUCGGGGCCACCGUCUUCUCGUCCGGCAUGCUGAUCACGUACAUCUGCGUGACGACAUACCUGGUCGACUCCUUCGACCAGUACGCGGCCAGCGCGCUGGCCGGGAUGACUCUCACCCGCAGCGUCCUGGGCUGUGUGUUCAGCCUGAUUGGCUUUCGCCUGUACGAGUCGUUGGGCUACGAGUGGGGCACGCUGAUACUGGCCUUGCUCUGCGUCUUGAUGAUGCCGCUGCCGACCAUCUUCUAUUUUCUCGGCCCGCGGUUUCGCGGCCUGGGUGGAUAUGGGCUAGACCGGGAAUCGGUGUGA